AUGCCCGCGGGUGCAGCGCCACCGGCCGUGGCAGGCGCUCGCGCGCCGCCUUCAGCCUUCCCGUUCCUGUCGCACCCCGGCAACCCUGACCCAGGAACCCCCAUUCCUGGUGUGGGACGUCGCACUUCGCUGGACAGCAUUCGUGCACGCGAGGCUGCACAGGCCGCUCAGGCAGGGCUUCCUCGCUCGCCCGGCUACGGCACGACUUACCCUGUCGGCGCCGGCGCAGCUGGAUACGGGCUGAUCUCGCCUGGACAGGCGGAGUACGAGGGCGAUCUCGGCCGUCCUUACGCGCCAUUCAUGGAGCACGGUGUUCCUUCCCGUGAGGGGAGCUCGACGCCACCAAGCCCGAUGGCCAGCCAGAAUAACUUGUACAGGAACAGCGCGGCAGCAGCCAUGGCUGGCAGCAGCUCAGCCCUGAACCAGAACUUCGCUCAGGACGGCGGGAUCCCCCGCACCAACUCGAGUCCGGCGAUCAACAUGCGGGCACCAUUCUUGUCGCCUGCGUCGCGGCCGUCAUCGUCUCUCUGGGCGCCGCCGUCGUAUCCUUACCCCUACCCACCCACAGGCACGAACGCGUCGUUCACCGCACUUCCCCGCAAGGCGAAGCCCCUCAUGCCGUCUUCGCGUCUCCCGGAGAAGCUCACCGCCGAAGAAAAGCCGUGGCUGAAGCAGCGCGACUGCCGCGACCGCGCGUCGUGGUGGCUCACGUUUUUCGCGAUGUUUAUCGGCAUCGGUGGCGCUGCGGUGUUGUGCUUCUUCGGGUACACCAGCGUGCAUCUCCUCAAGGACUCGGACAUUUGCAUUGUCAUGGACGAGAACUUCGACGACCUUGACCUGACGACCAGGUGGCAGCGCGACGUCGAGCUCGGCGGGUUCGGCAACGGCGAGUUCCAGAUGACCACGGACUCGAGCGACAACCUCUACGUUCAAGAUGGCCAGCUGUACAUCAUGCCCACGUUCACCUCGGACAAGAUCGGCCGAGAUGCGAUCUUGGACGGCGGUAGCGUUGACCUCGGAGACGCGUGCACGACCAGCAAUACGACUGCUUGCUCCGUCAAGUCCGACAAGAGCCAGAAGAAUGCGAUUCAACCCGUGCAGUCCGCGCGGAUCAGCACGAUGAAUUCUACGUCGAUCGCGUACGGCAAGAUUGAAGUCCGCGCGAAGAUUCCUCGCGGCGACUGGCUCUGGCCCGCGAUCUGGAUGCUUCCCAAGGACAACAAGUAUGGCGCGUGGCCCAUGAGCGGCGAGAUCGACCUCAUGGAAGCACGUGGGAACGCCGCGUCGUAUGCUGCGCAGGGCGUGAACUACAUCCGCGCAUCGCUCAACUAUGGUGUGCUGCAAACCGUCCAAACCCACAUCUUUGGGUGGUGGUCGCAGAAGCAGAGCUCGUUCGACAAGGACUUCCACGUGUACUCGAUGGAGUGGACGCCGGAUUGGAUGCGCUUCUACGUCGACUCGCGCCUGCAGGCGAUGAUGAACCUCAAGAUCACCGGCAAAGGCGGCAAGGACUUCUUCAAGCGCGGAAACUACCCCGCGACGGCCACGAACGGCUCCGCCGUCGCCGUCGUCGUCGAGGACAUCUGGGCGCAGGCGGGCGGUAGCGCUGCGGCUCCAUUUGACCAGGAGUUCUACCUCAUCAUUGACCUCGCGGUCGGUGGCACGAGCGGCUGGUUCCCCGACAACGUCGGCGGUAAGAUGUGGUUCGACGGCUCGCGCGAUGCGAUGUGGGACUUUGCCAGCGCGCAGGACACCUGGGCGGCCACCUGGCCCGAUGAUGCCAACGACCGGGCGUUCCGGAUCGACUAUGUCCGGAUGUACAGCUUGGGCGGUUGCUCAUAA
Messenger RNA from Trametes versicolor FP-101664 SS1, 1842 nucleotides. Its product is annotated as concanavalin A-like lectin/glucanase. Gene Ontology annotation, molecular function: hydrolase activity, hydrolyzing O-glycosyl compounds. The record is from RefSeq and is a predicted model, not a curated record. The transcript has 6 exons. Bases 1 to 1842 code for a protein of 613 amino acids. Gene Ontology annotation, biological process: carbohydrate metabolic process. NCBI's taxonomy places the organism in Eukaryota, Fungi, Basidiomycota, Agaricomycetes, Polyporales, Polyporaceae.